Messenger RNA from Eriocheir sinensis (Chinese mitten crab), 6065 nucleotides. RefSeq lists its product as uncharacterized. The transcript is spliced from 6 exons. The coding region runs from base 915 to 5234 and encodes 1439 amino acids. The record is from RefSeq and is a predicted model, not a curated record. Lineage: Eukaryota; Metazoa; Arthropoda; Malacostraca; Decapoda; Varunidae. Gene Ontology annotation, molecular function: nucleic acid binding; zinc ion binding.
AGGAGGAGGAAGAGGAGGCAAAAGAGCGGACAGGUGUAGAGAAGAAGAAGAGGAGUGAGGUAAACACACUCGCGUUCCCCCUGACCCAAGACUCCCGCCCCUGUGGCUGACCUGACACACGAGGACACACUCUGAAGGGGAAGGCGCAGACAAUUGAACACACAGGCCCAUCCCUCUCUGCUGAGCCUUAUGUUUGUGAGGGUUAUGAAGAUUGGGAAAAGCCACUGUUGGAUGUGGCAUUGGCUGUCUUGCCACAAAGAGACUGUUAGAAGCUGACGUUGGGAUGGUGUGGAACCCUGGGACCCCAGUAGCUGUAGCAGCAUCGUCAGUGUUCUGUGAUGUCACCCGUGUGCUACAUUCACUCUAUGCCCUUGCUGUUACAUUGAGAUUUCUUUGUUUUUAUUAUCUUUGCAUUUAUUUAUUUGGGAGACAACUGCAUUGUGAUCUGUUUGUUGGUCAGGUGUAAACAUCCAUCUUGGCUGGUGCUUCCAUUGUCUGGAUUGACUACUUUUCUUGUUCAUUUGUUUAUAUAGGAAACUAACCAUGUAAUGUGCAAAGGACAUCUCAUGGCCAAUUAAAGAUCAGUGUCCAACUUAUUUUGUAUGUUGCAAUGUUGUUUUAGUUGUUAUUAAAAGUUAUAUAAUUAUAAUUUUCUAUGAUAGUGAAGUUUAGAAGUGUCAAUCUACUGCUUCUACUUUACUGCAAGGGCUUCUUAUUAUUAAUUUUGCAGCUACAACACUGCAUGUAGCUAUAACUUAUAUAUAUAUACAUAUAUAUUGUUCAAAAGUUUGUUACCUAAUUUAGCUUGUAAGUGGUUAAAUGAAUUGUAUGUGUUUGUGUCUCAGCUUUUAUCUGAAAAUAUCCCACAGCAGCCACAGAAACAAUUUGUGACGAAUGUAUUGUAAUGAUUAAUAAUGAAAGAGUUUGUACGUACCAAGGAAUCAGGGUCUACAAUUCCAGAUCCAGAGGGUUCCAGUACAUGUGGGUCUGUGAAAGGUAUGGAUCCUCUGAGUUGUGGCGGGAGUGGCAGCUGCAGUGUGGCAGUACACGAUGGAAGUGGCUCAGUGAGACAUGGAACAGGAUGCUAUGAAAGCUAUACUGCACAGUGUGACACAGAGGGCAGUGUGAGUUUCAUGGAAGAACAAUACUCUGGUGGUGGUGAAAGUGACAGCAUGAAGCAUAGUGCAGAUGAUAAAUUUGCCUGUUCAAAAAAUUAUUCAGGAGGCAUUGAGGCUGUGACAGAUAGCCUGGAAAGAAAUGAGGCUCAAAGUACAAAUCAUGAUCUGGAAAUAAGUAAGAGUGCCAAUGUGAAUGCAGAAUCAAAGGAAAACAUUUGUGACAGCUCAAGACAAUGCCCAACAAAUGAGAAAGAUAUUGAAACUAGAACAGUGUUAAUACAAAGCCCGAAGGACUUGAUGGAAAUGAAUCCCACACAUGUUAAUGAAUCAGAAUGUGGGCAAAAUAUCACUAUUCUUCACUUUGCAACAAAUCAGGAGCCGGACAUUACCUCUCUCUUCGACGCAGGAGACAGUUUAGACAGUGGACGUGUGUUUGAGGGUGCUGCAGAUGGCACUCAAAGCUCCGGCCAUGACCUGGAACAGCAAACAGAGCAGGGACGUAGUGAUGACUGGAGAAAACAGGGAGAGGUGGACUGUGGAAGUUAUUUACUAAAUCAGGAAGAGCAGGUCAGUAGCAAUGGCUUAGAAAAACAAAUAGAUCAGGGGAGGGGGGAAACUUCUGAAAACCAGGUGAACAGAAACAGUACAAAUGAAGCAACACAGCAGCCAAAAGACAGCAGCAGCACUGACAUGAGGAAACAGACUCAUGAGGGUGGUGGUGAUGAGGAAGUGAAGUCAGGAAUGAGUAGUGUUGAUGAUUUGGAAGUGAGCACAAAACAGGUCAUCAGUGCCACUCAUCAAGGGCAAUUAAGUGGCGAGAUCACUGGUGAAUGUAAGAAAGAGGAUGUAGAGGAAAUCAUUGUAAAUGAUUUUGAGAUGCAGGGAGAAGAUCUCGGUGACAGUGAGUUGGAUGCGGAGAUGAAUGAUGUUGGAAAGGAUGAGCCGAGUGAAGAUCUACACACUGUCAAGCUGGGGAAGAUCUGUAGAAUAUGUGGUGAGAUGACUGUCAAAUAUGAUGGUCCUAAAAAAGGUGUGCCAAAGCAAGAGGUAGUGAAGCAUGUAAAGAAAGUGUGGAAUGUUGACAUAUCAGAUGAAAAUGCAGAUGUGUACCCUAUCAAUGUGUGUCUGAGUUGUGAACGCAAGAUCAAGAGGAUAUAUCUAAAAGUGUCCAAGAGGAAAAAAUGUGAACUUUUCCGUGAUAAGCCAGCAGAGUUUGUGGAGCAUAGUGGAAAUGAUUGCCCUGUCUGUCUCUUGAAAGAAGAAAACCCACUACCAGUGUUGUCCAGUGAGUCAUUUCAAGUGAUUGAAACACUUGGUGGAGGCAGCACCAUAGGCAGUCAGGGCCUUGAGGUUGUUUCAAAGGACAAUGGCCAGAAAACUCAGGCUCAAGAACCACGUCGAAGCUUAACUCGGAAGAGAAGCAGGGAGGAGCUUAAGGAUGCGUUUCAUUCUGUUGGUAUCCAGACAGAGGACAUUGCAAGCCUUGAUGGCAUCACCGGCCUGGAGGAACAUGACUACACACAAGAGGAGGCACUCAAACAGUACUUUGCCAUGCCCAAGAAGACAGGCGGCAGGACUCCAUAUCAGAAACAGUCCCUUUGUUCUGUCAAUGCCAAAUACAUCCGCCAGGACCGCCUCAAGCCUCUCAUAUCCCACAUUGAUAAGUUUUGUCAGCUACACAAAGAAGACAAGAUAGACGUAAUGUUUUUCCUGUUGAUACAGACACUACGGGAUUCCAGUGACCGUGCCAGAGAGAACCUGGUAACAGAUAUUUGGUGCAAGAAGAACAAUGUUGGAGUGUCCCUCACAGAUGAGGAGUGUCUGGCCAAGCGGAUACUGCUCAAGCAGACCAAGGAGCAGUACAGAAAAGAGUACUGCUACUACAAGGAGAAACUUGACAAAUCAGUACUAAAGCCUCCAUUUAUUAUAGACCGGCUGGAGAAGACUUAUUUUCCAGAGCACCUUGAGUAUUUUGUCACAGAUGGGGAGGCGGGGCCCCUGAUUUACCAGCAUGAGAAGAGCACACAGCCCUCACAAUUCACCAUCACAGAUCCUGCAGAUGUCAAGGCAGAGGGUGGGCGGGGCGGGAAUGUUGUGGGUGCCCGCUGGCAUUACUUUGAUGCUGUGGCCAAGACACUUGAAGAAUUGUCUUGCUACACUGAUAUUGACAGUCAGGAACUGGAUGAGGACACAUGCAUCCAUGUUAACAUGAUGGAUUAUUUUGAGGAGAAGCGUGACAUGACCAACCUUCAGGACAAAGGCAUUGAUGCCCCUGGAGGAGCUGGAGGGCGUGCAGGGCAGUGUAAGAUGAUGACCUACUUCUUUGGGGUACAGUCCAUGCAGGCAGUGGUGGAGAACAAGGUGACUCCUCUGUACAAAGCCAGCUCUGCCACCACACUCUGCCGUCCACUGAUGAAGGCCAUAGUAAGUGAGGGAAGUGCCAUCAACCCAACCUACUCAGCCAUAGAGGUGGAGCGUGCGGCCAUGGCUGACAAAAUCUUCCACAUCACACCGCCUAACGGGACUCCACUCCGCUUCAUGGUCAACUUCACCAACACCACGGCAGAAGUGAGGAAGGAUUACAGAAACACAAUAGGACUCUCAUUGUCAUCCUUCAAGAAGGUGCCGGUGGUGAUCAAUCGUUAUGGCAGCGUUUGCCUGGAGCUGAGGAGGAGCUGGCUGGCCUCAAGCCCUCGCCUGGUGCACAUCAGCCGGGUAACCAAUUCCCGCACCAAGUGCAGCCGCUGCGGAGAACAGGGACACAACGUGCGCAAGUGUUCAGUGCCAUCAGACAGGGGACGGGAUAGCAGUGCCAUGCGGCGAAGAAGGAAAAAACAGCGCACAGUGCCUCCCUCUGCCUACCCGGGUAAACUCAUGCAGACACUGAAGCCAAUAUCAAGAGAUAUAAAGGUGAUGGAAGGGGUAACAUCACAAAAUCAACAACAACAACAACAACAACAACAGCAGCAGCAGCACCAGCAACAAGCUCAGCACCAGCAGCAACCUCAGCUUCAGCAACAACCUCAGCACCAGCAACAACCUCAGCACCAGCAACAACCUCAGCACCAGCAGCACCAGCACCCUCCCUCAUGUCCUGCUGUCCCCGAGGCCCCGGACAGUAUUGGUCAAGAUGGGACCACCAUCAUCAGGAACACUGAACAAAUCCUGUGGACCUGCCCGGGACUCGCUGCCACCCCAGCCACUCAGGACACUCAGGUGCUCAUCCCUGCCUCAGCAACCAUUGCCUCACCCGUGCAGUAUCCAAGCGUUCCUCAGCGCACACAAGCUGGCACUGCUCCUGUCUAUGUGUGGGCGUACACAGUGGUGCAACCAACAAACAAUGGGACACAACAGCUGACUCCAGAACAGCUGUCUCUUGUGCCACAACCCCAGCAGGCUGUCCCGCCCAUCACUGUGGUGCAGCAUCAUUCAGCGCCACAUCAUGCCACACCUCAGUCUCACCAGCAGAUGGCAAGCACAACAAGGACCCUUCAGCAGGGCAGCCAUCCAGAUACACCACAGUCCUCGCAACAGCAGCUCACUGUCCUUCACCAGCAGCAGCAACAGACAACAGUAUCACAGCACCUUCCUGUAAUGCACCAACACCAGCAACAGUCUCCAGCACCACAGCAGCAGAUUACAGUUUCACACCAUCAGCCGAGCCACCCAGAAACAUCCCAGCCAUCCCAGCAGCAGCAUCUUCAUGUUAUUCACCAGCAGGCAAGGCAGGUCCAGGCAUCACAGUCAUCACAACAUCUUCACGUUAUACACCAACAGUCGCAGCAGUUGUCAGCACCACAGCAGCUGCCGGUCAUCCACCAGCAAACCUCUCGCCAGGUAGCACCACAACUCCCUCAGCUGUCACAGUUACCCCAAAAAGCAGUACCACAGAUCAGCCUCAUCCCACAGCAGAUGUCUGUUGUUCACCAGCAGGCAGCAGCACCUCAACCAUCGCUCUCAGCAGUCCAGCAGCAGCAGGGAGUAGCACAACACCAGGCAACACACACACAUCAGCCACAGAUGCAUUCAGCUGAUGCCAUACAGUCUCAGCAAGUCAUUCACCCACAAACUUCAAGCAUUCAGCCAGUAUUGGACCAGAAUUGGCAACAACAGUGAUACGGGAGAAACUUGAAGACGGAGGAGAGGACAGUCUGAGAGAAAGAAACGUAGGUUUGGAAGGAGCCAUUGAGGUAGCUAUGUUAAACAAAAUGACAAAACUGAAACAGGAAUGUGGUGAUGAAGGUAGUUUAUAAGAAAAAAAAUAAUGCAAUAGAAGAUCAACUGUCCAAGAAGAAACAACUUCCGUAAGUAAAAUCAGGCUUUUCUUUGUACUUUUGUGAUGACUUUUUAUACUCUUGAGAUCAUCACAGGUUAAUCACCGGGCAUGAAAUGGUCCUAGCAAUCUUAAAAUAAAUUCCGACGUCAUGUAAGGAGUUGCAACAGCAGAAAAGAAACUGUUCAGUGCAUGGCACUUUGCUUCGGUUAAUUAUUCAUUAAUAUGACUCAAGAUUAAUUGAUUCCAGUGUGUGUGUGUGUGUGGGUGGCUGGGUGCGUGCAUGCAUGUGUGUAUAUAUGUAUGAACUAUGCAGCACAUAAAGCUGGCAUAAAGCGAGUGCCAAAUCCUUUGCAAUCACCAGCAUUGCUGUGUUCCUCAUGAUCUUUAAAAAUUAUGUACAUUAUUCCAGCUUGUUAUAACUUGUUUAAGUUUUCAAAGCUUAAUUUUGCACUUAUGUACUUUUGAUUUACAUAUGCUGGGAAAAUUUAGUGUGUGUGUGUAUGUAUGUAUGCAUGUGUGUGUGUGUGUGUGUGUGUGUGUGUGUGUGUGUGUGUGUGUGUGUGUGUAUACAUAAUGCAAGUAGAAUUAUAGCUUUUUUACCUUCAACACCUUUACCACUCUUUUACACUGUGCAUUGUGUAUUUCAAGAAAAUAAAUGCUUUAUUGUAUUA